Molecule: messenger RNA, 623 nt
Organism: Drosophila novamexicana
Lineage: Eukaryota; Metazoa; Arthropoda; Insecta; Diptera; Drosophilidae
Product: RNA-binding motif protein, X-linked 2
Exons: 1
Coding region: 18-563 (181 amino acids)
Biological process (GO): mRNA splicing, via spliceosome
Cellular component (GO): U2 snRNP; precatalytic spliceosome; catalytic step 2 spliceosome
Molecular function (GO): RNA binding
Source: RefSeq, a predicted model, not a curated record
AAGUUCAACCACAUAAAAUGAAUCCGCUUACGAAUAUGCGAAAUGUGCUUAAAUUAAGCGAACUCGAGCUUAAAAAUCCCAGUGCCAAGAGCUGGCAUGAUAUGUACCGUGACUCUGCAUGGAUAUUUAUAGCCGGCUUUCCAUACACGCUCUCCGAAGGUGACAUCAUCUGCGUAUUCUCCCAGUAUGGCGAAAUUGUAAACAUAAAUCUGGUGCGAGACAGCAAAACGGGCAAAUCGAAAGGAUUUUGUUUCUUAUGCUACGAGGAUCAGCGCUCCACGGUGCUGGCCGUGGACAAUUUAAAUGGCAUCAAAAUCAUCGAUCGCACACUGCGCGUCGAUCAUGUGGCAGACUACAAGCCUCCCAAGGACAACGACAAGCUGGACGAGGAGACGCUGCGCCUUUACAUGGAAGGAUGUGCGCCGCAGCCUGUAACUAAACCAAAACCCGUUCCAACUGAGCCCGAAUUUAGUAAAUCCAAUAAUAUAAAGCAGGAAAAAACCAAGCGCAGCAAGAGCUCCAAGGAGAAAAAGCACAAAAAGCGCCGCAAUAGCUCCGAUUAGUCUUAAAAUUAUAAAUAAAUAUUAUUACGUACCCUCACAGUGUGACUUAUAAUUUGUCAU